CGCCAUCGCCGCCCGCAAAAGCGCCAGGAACCCCAACGCACCGUCGUCGAGUUCUGGGACCGCUUCAAUAGCAAGCACCCGGGCAAGGCAUAUACCCUACUCCCGGAUAACUUCUAUGCGACGCGUGCAGCGGGCGCCCAUGCACGUAGGGCCAUCCUUCAUGGCGUGAAUGCGCUCGCGAGUUACGAGCAAGCGGUGGAAGAAUGCUGUGCCAAAGUGACGAAGAUUGUCGAGGAGUGCAGGAGAAUUAAUCAGAAAUAUCGGGAUCCCCAUUUCGACAUUGAAGCGGACUUGAAGCGGAUGAUCACGGACCGACAGCCGCCAGAUAGUUUGAUGGGCCUGGCGGAUACGGUGCUAAAGCUGCGCCCGAUGAGUGUGAAGAGGGUCGAGGACAUUUUUGAAGAUCCGCGGUUUUUCAUCGAGGGCGCGACGGCGAAUGAUGUGCGGCAGGGGAAGGAAGGGGAUUGCUGGUUCAUGAGCGCGCUGUGUACGUUGUCGAACAAAGAGGCGUUGAUUCCGAGAGUGUGCGUCGCCAGAAACGAACAGGUUGGUGUCUACGGAUUCGUCUUCCGUCGGGACGGCGAAUGGAUUUCGGAGGUGAUUGAUGAUAAGCUUUAUCUCAUCAAGGAGGACUACGAUGACAGUGCGCUGGAGAGGAACAACUUUCUCCAGCUGCAGAACCGGGCCACCCCGGAUGAUGAGUAUAAGGCGGUGAUGCAAACCGGGAGUCGGGCAUUAUACUUUGCGCAGUGCAGUGAUCAGAAUGAGACCUGGCUGCCAUUACUUGAGAAAGCAUAUGCGAAAGCACAUGGCGAUUAUGCCGCUCUGGAGAGUGGGUUCGUUGGAGAAGGGAUCGAGGAUCUUACUGGAGGAGUGACGACGGAGGUGUUCUCAUCAGAUAUCUUGGACCGAGACAAGUUCUGGGGAGAGCUGAUGAGAGUCAACGAAGAUUUCUUGUUUGGCUGUGGGCAAAUGGGAGGAAUAUACGGAUCAAGAAAAGGGAUUCUAGAGAAGCAUGCAUACGGCAUCAUGGAGGCGAGAGAGAUCGAGCACGAAGGCAAAGUCCAUCGUCUCCUGAAGUUGCGCAAUCCGUGGGGUAAUACAGAAUGGAAAGGUCCAUGGUCCGAUGGAAGUUCGGAAUGGACGCCAUUCUGGAUGGAGAAGCUGAAGCAUAAGUUCGGCGAUGAUGGUGUCUUCUGGAUUUCAUACAAAGAUUUGCUCCGUCACUACCAGCACUUCGACCGAACGAGGCUAUUCGGACGCGACUGGACUGUCACUCAGCAAUGGACCAGCGUACAAGUACCGUGGUCGUCGAAUUUCCUCGACACUCAAUUCCGGAUCACGGUGGAAAAGAAUGUACCGGUGGUCAUAGUAUUGUCGCAGCUCGAUGACCGCUAUUUCCGAGGUCUUGAAGGCCCUUAUGAGUUUCAUCUCCAAUUCCGACUGCACCGAAAAGGGGAAGAAGACUACAUCGUUCGCAGCAAUGGUGCCUAUUACAUGCGUCGCUCGGUCAGCGUCGAGCUCACCGAACCGGAGCUGGAAGCCGGCGAGUACACGGUCAUGCUCAAAGUCACCGCAAAGCGGUACUCCGGCGAGCCUCCACCCGAGCAAGUGGUUCAGCAAGUUUGCCACACGCGCCGCGAGAAAUUGCUGUCAGUGGGUCUGAGCUACGACCUUGCACAUGCGAAGGGGCAAUUCCGGCCGCUGGAAAAAAAUCGCUCCCAUGCGGAAAAGCGACGCAGACACGAGGAACAGAAGAAGUGGAUUCGGAAGAUGUUUGAGAAAGAGCGAAGUGCAAGAAAACGGGCGAAAUGGCGGGCGAUCAGGAUCGAAGAAAAGAAGUCGCUGAAGGAAGAACAGCGGUAUGCUGCACGGUUGGCCGAACUCGAGCGAAUCGAGGAAGAAAGAGAGAAA
Eremomyces bilateralis CBS 781.70 is the source of this 1914-nucleotide messenger RNA. Its product is annotated as cysteine proteinase. The transcript has 4 exons. Gene Ontology annotation, molecular function: calcium-dependent cysteine-type endopeptidase activity. The annotation marks the transcript as partial. Gene Ontology annotation, biological process: proteolysis. Gene Ontology annotation, cellular component: cytoplasm. The record is from RefSeq and is a predicted model, not a curated record. Lineage: Eukaryota; Fungi; Ascomycota; Dothideomycetes; Eremomycetales; Eremomycetaceae.